GGCUAAAAAUAUCAGAAACGUAGACCAGAGUUGGUCAGGCAAACUCUGCUGGAGUUGAUCUCAGGCAAUGGUGGCAGAAAAUUUUCAUUUUGAACAAUCUUUUGAAAUAUAUUUAUUGGAUUGGCUAGAGGUAAAAACAAAAAGAAAAAAAUAAUAAUAAUAGCACUUACAGCAUAGCGGUGCAUGCACAAUACAUUAGAUUUAAUUGAUGGGGAAGAUGAAAAUGAUUUGAACAAAGUCCUGUCAGAGUUCGAAGAGAAUCACUAGAAUCAGAUGUUGUAUAUGGAAGAUAUUUAUUUUACAAUCAGCAAAAAGAUGAGACUUUGGAUAGUUAUUCUUGUGAGUCAGGUCUGGUAACUUUUCAGACCUUAGAGCAGGUAUAAAGCACUGUCGUACGGACAUAAGGAGUAGAAACGCGCCUUUCUGCUAUGAAACUAAAGUGAAGCCAAGUAUUUGGCACCAAAUACAGGUAAAGCAUUGAAAUUGCCUGUACCGUCAUUUUUUGAUGCCAAAAUUCCUGGCUUCAUUUUCCAACUCCAUGUUACUACUUCUUUACCUUUACCUGCUCUUAAGUUUGAGACUCUAUACGAAUAGAGACAAAAUUGUGUUUGACAUAAACAGAUUAGAAGAAAAACUAACGUCGGGAAAAUUAGCAACAUAUUGGAAACAAGAUCUUUAGGAUACACAUCUGCUUGUGCUGCUAUAUUACUGCUUUGUCCUGCUUUGAACCGCAAUUCAGCAGCAUCUACCAUUUUCGAAAUAUAUCGAUCUCCAUUUCGGUUGCUAACUUCAUCCUUGGCAACACACUGGAAGAAGGAUCGCUAAAACAUGUUCCUGCUUGUGCUGCUAUGGUCCUGCCUCAUCCUGCUUCAAAACAGCGAUUUUUUUAUGGUUGUUAACUUCACCCUUGGCAACACACUAGAAGCACGAUCGCUCAAACAUUUUCCUGCUUGCGUUGCUAUGGUCCUGCCUGAUCCUGAUGAGCGGUAGUACCAUGCGAAAAUUACCUUCUAAAUUACGCAAAUUACUCAUUGAUAUCCUCUUUAGUUCGCGUAAUAUUGAAAUCCCAAGAUAAACUAAAAAUUCGCUUGUUCCGCUUCAUUUGUCCAGCAGUUUAGUAAGUGUUGCCGCGGUUAGAUUUCAUAGGUGCUGCUCGGUUGCGGUUCAAAGCAGGAAAAAGCAGUAAAAUAUAGCAGCACAAGCAGAUGUGUAUCCUAAAGAUACAGUUUCCAAUGUGUUGCUAACUUCAGUUUUUCUUGUAAUUCUUAUCUGCUUAUGUCAAAAACAAUUUUGUCUCUAAUCGUAUAGAGUCUCAAAAGUUAUCAGACCAGUUUCUUCUUGUUUUUACCUCUAGACAAUAAAUAUAUUUGAAAAUAUUGUUCAAAAUGAAAAUUUUCUGCUGCUAUUGUCUGAGAAAGAAAAACUUUCUGGUAGUCAUACAUCAGACUUUUCAUUGUCUUUGAUUUGACUCAACUUGAAAUCAACUUUUCUAAACUCCAAACUCUGUCUGACCAAUUCUGGUCUACUUUUCUGAUAUUUUUAGCGUUGUUCCAAAUCAUAUUGUUAGACGUGUGGUUCUAUUGUUACGAAAUUGCAUCGAGAGACGGCCAGAUUCUAAGAAUUUAGUUGUUUACGUUCAGAACGGGUCCUCAGGAAUAAUUCUAUUGUAUUCAAGUGAAACAAGAUCAAAAAAUCUCGAAUACGAUAAUUUUAUGUCUGAAGUGGGAUCAUUAUUAGCAAGACAAUUAUUAUUAUUGAUGCAUUAAUUUGCAUAAUAGGCAAAAAAAUUCCUGUAUUAAUUUUAGCUAAUUAGUGGGAACAAUAAGUGAAUUUUUUUUGAACAAGUUUACAGACCGAUUUUCUCAAAAAUUCUACAGUGUAUUUUUUCCCAAGAUAGAUUUUGGCAAUGAAAAUUUUGAAACAUAAACAAUACUGCUUAUUGGUCGCAAGAUGCCGUGUACCUGCAUUCGACGAAGGUAUCGUUUUCCAACCAUGUAAAAGGAUACCUCACCUGCAAGGACACGGCAUUUUGCGAUCAAUCAGAGUCAGGCGGUAUUGUUUAUGUUUCAAAGUUGACAAUGUCAAAAUCCAUCUUGGGAAAAAAUAGGGUGUAGAAACUUCUAUAGUGUUUCAUUUGGAAACCAAAUUGCUAUAGUGUUCUAUUUGGAAUUGUAUAAGUAAUACAAAAACAGUGACUGAACUUGCCCCUUCCUCCAGCAGAAUGGAGUGAACCCAAACUUUCGCAAAAAAAUUCGCCAAUGUUUUACCCUGUAAUUUCAGCAGGUGGACGGAAAUCUGUUAAAAACUAGAAAUUAAAUAGCAAUUAGAGCAGCCUUGUACUCCUGAAAAUGUGAACAAAAUCGGCCUGCUAGAUUUUGAGUUAUAGUAUUACAAAAAGUGACUAAAAAUUGGGGUGUUCGAGUUCGAUUGAUGCGUACCUAGUUUAUUUCGAAAAUGGUGGGUGCUUUGGGUUGCGGUUUCGAGCAGGACAAAGCAGUAAUAUAGCAGCACAAGCAGAGGUGUACCCUAAAGUUCCUGCUUCCAAUGUGCUGCUAGCUUCUCCGACAUAACAAGAAACUAUUCUUUAGGGAAAGCAGUGAAUAGAUGCCAGGCAAGCAAGCAAAAGCUCAAUUAAGAGAUGCUCAAAAUGAAGAAAAAUUGAAUACUAUAAAAACUAAGAAACUUACAAAGUGGAACAUUGAAGCAAGUAAUGAAGCUCGAGCUGAAAGCCAGAGGUUUUCUAUUAGGUUGAGCUUGAUUAGGAAUCAAGUAACCUUUGUGCUUUUGGAUCCUCUGAACUCAUACGUCGUAACUAUGUAAGGCUUCACCUCUUCCAGAUGAUUACCUAACCCAACAACAAAUAUUUUUAUAUCAUCGAGUUCAAAGAGCAUUUUCGAGACCCAGUCGAAAAUAUCAUAGAUAUCAUAAUGUUCGUCUGAGGCACCCUCAUUUUUCCUAAUUGAGCAUAACGUUGAGGUCUCAAUCUGUCGAGAAAUUCCAAACAAGAUCGAUCUUUAUAUUGGGUUUGAUGCACAUGCGAGGAUAUUCUUUUUGCCGCAUUAAGAGAACAAAAUAGUUCGCCAUACAAAAAGCUACCUAAGAGAUGAGGUGAAAAGCUCCUCUCAACAUCUUUAAUUUCUUUAAUUACAAACAUUUGUCUUUUAUCACAAUGAGUGGCAUUGUGGCAUUGAGGACUAACCCUGGGGAGAGUUAGGGGAUUUUCACUGAUCCUAGUUACUGAAAUAAAUCUCACUGUUCUUCAGCAGUUGUAGCGAUAGUUUAUAGGAGACGGAAAACUGGUGCAUAAUGGAUUGGAGGCAGUCUGUGUUGAAUCCAAAGGUUAUUCUAAGGAUUUUUUUCCACUGCACAGAGAAGUGAAGUUAACUAUGAGCCGUCAUCAUGGAAGUAGUUGAAUCUUUCGUGGAACUCCUCACCGAAAGGUAUGAAAUAGAAGCUGAUAAGCUCUCAGUGAUAAAACCAUUCACGAAUUUAGAAUUAGGCACUAGCUGACGUCACACACAUAACCACACUUUCGUUGGGGGGAAAAACAAAGCGUUUGAGAACUAUUUACAGCGGUCAAAACUGUGACAAUGAUGGACUUGUCUGAACAGGUAUAUUACCAAAUUCAUUUGAGAAAUAUCUUGUUUGUCCCAUUGAUGUAGGCAUGUAGGUUUGUCUCAAUGAGAUGAAAUGUUUGUCUCCUCCUCUAAAGUGACGUUAUGUGAUUUUUGACGUAAUAGCUAGCGCUUGCAUGUAUUAGGCAAUCAAAACCACGUGACAUUCAAGAUGGCCUGGCGGCCAAAUUAUUGGCCAAACUUCAUUUUUAGUCGUGUGCAGUCUACUCUGUUUGUUCGAAGUUUUACAUUUUUAUGUGCUUUAAGGUGUUUUUGUGAGGGGUAAAUUUGUUAAGUGUAAUACAACAAGAUAUUAUCAUUAUGUAGAGCAAAUAUUCGCCAGAGCUUGGUGCCCAAGUCAGGAUUAUCCACAUCCUUUACCUUACUUGGUUUUCUUAUUAUAAAACCAUAUGAUGGUUUGAUUGCCGCUAACCAUGCUUUUCGUCUUUUUCCUUAUGUUUUAUUUAAAUGGGAAAAAUAUACUGAAAUUGUCACGCUUAGGACCCUGUAGAAAGACAUAUUUUGAUUGCCCCUUUCUCGGCGCUUCCCAUAUCCUACAACAAACAGACACUUAUCCGGCAUUUUACAACACUAAGGUCCGAUUUAUCCAUCUUCAGAUAAACUUGCUGUUAACUAUCUGCAAGAUAAAUUAACCGUUUUUUGAUUCUAUUGAUGAGAUUACAGAUUUAGUUUUUAUCCGUCAGAUUGCAUACCUGAUAUUUUAUCAGAAGGUGAAUAAACCGGCCCCAAAUACAACAAAAAUAUCUAGUUUCCGCGCGACCUAAUACAUUUCUUAUAAAAUAUCGGUUGACUAGGUACUUAUUACGUAACCUAACGUGAGUAAUUCAAACUUGCAAGCAAAACUCGAAGCAAAACAACCAAAACACGUAUAUAAAAACACAUAUUCAUAACAAACUUGCUAGACUGCCACGCCAUAUUGUUUGUCCCCCCAUCGAAAGUGAGGUUAUGUGUGUGACGUCAGCUAGUGCCCAAUUAAAGUAUAUCGUAUUCUGGAGAAAGAUCUUUGCCUAUAACUCAAUUCAAGUUAGAUUAUGACGAAAUACUAGAACAUCCACAAAUAGAAAAGUUGCAGAAACUGACGCUUUCUGAAUUCUGGAUUGGUUAACUUUAUAACCAAUUCUUCGGAUUUCCUUGAUGCAACUAAAAUAUUUUCGCACAGAUCUUGAAUGCUAAAUCGCAUAGUGCGGAUGUGGAAAGACAUAACUAAGUAUCAGCAAUACAUUAAAAAGCCUAUAUCUCAAAGUAGCUUGUCAGUAGAUUCUGGAAAUGAAGCACUAUGCAGUAUAAAACAGUUAAAUCUGAUAUAAUUUAAUCUAUUCUUCAAUUAUCACCUAAAACUGGUCUGACCCAGAAAAUAUUUCUUCCAUCUGAAGGUGUUAAUUUCGAACAAAUUAUUAUCAUUCCGGAGAAGAGUACUGUUAACAUAAGUAAGCUGAAACAUGGUCAGGCUACAGUUUGUUUCCGGUAUUUUAAUCGGCGUACUUUUAGUUUUUAGCGAUUGCGUCUCUAGCGGAACUGAAGCGGUACUGCCACAAAAUCAAACAAGUGCUCUGAGCCGAAUUGGAAAACAAUUUGUUUGGUUGCCUGCUAUUUGGGGCGUGGGAUUGGUCCGGUUUUUGAACGGCGAAUGCGAUGCAGGAAACGGUUUCACGGGAACUUGUUACACUAGAAGGCAAUGCAACUCUAUGGGCGGUUCCAGAUCAGUUUCGUGUGCCAAUGGAGCUGGAGUUUGCUGUGUUUUCCAAAGCACUUGUGGCGACAGUUCAGAUACAAACAACACUUACUUCGUUAGUCCAGGGUUUCCAAGAACAUAUACAGGAGGUUCAAUUUGUAUGUUUACUAUAAUUAAGCAAGCUGAUGCAUGUCAAGUAAGAUUAGACUUUUUAACUCUAAACCUUGCUCAACCCAACGCAAAUGGUGUUUGCAGCUCGGAUGCAAUGGCAGUAACAGGCGGUGCGUCUACUGUACCAGUUAUUUGUGGGCAAAACAGUGGACAGCACAUGUAUGUGGAUUUUAAUGGAAACGCGCCCAUUGUGAUAACUAUUUACGUUAGAAGCGCAUCCUUUUCCAGGUCUUGGAAUAUUAAGGUGGCCCAGAUUAAUUGCAACUGUCCCUGGAGAGCCCCAUCUGGUUGCUUGCAAUUCUAUAACACACUAUCCGGUACUGUACGUAGUUUCAACUAUGGUAGUUCCAGUCUUUUGAAUGGUACAAGGCAACUGGCCAAUAUGAAUUAUGGAGUUUGCGUUGGAAUGUUUCCAGGUUAUUGCUCAAUUCGAUGGUCACAAUCUUCUGACCUUUAUGGAUUUUCCGUGUCCGGUGAUACCUUUACAGCAGUUGGUGAUGGUACUCUUGGUACCAGUGCAGCUUCACUAACUGGGUUGAAUUGUACUACCGAUUUUGUGGUCAUUCCAUCACCAGUUUUAAACUCAAAUACUACUGCGUUGAAUUCUGAUAGAUUUUGUGGUAAUGGAUUUCCUACAGUGGAUUCAUCUUCGAAGCCUUUUGUCAUGACAGUCGUAACAAAUGGAAACGAGGUAAACGAUACAGGAAAUCGUGGAUUUUCGUUAGCAUUUUCACAGCAACUAUGUGCUGGAACAUUAAUGUUAGGAUAAUGAUUUAUUCAAUAAAAAAAU
Molecule: messenger RNA, 6268 nt
Organism: Ceutorhynchus assimilis (cabbage seed weevil)
Lineage: Eukaryota; Metazoa; Arthropoda; Insecta; Coleoptera; Curculionidae
Source: the annotation of a GenBank genome assembly